AUGUGUUGACGCGACGUUGGAAGCGAGUCUGUAGAAAACAUCAAAGCGGUGUCUUUGUCGGCGAACUAACGCGCCAGAUGGCUUUAGAUCGUGUUGUAGCUCUGGUGGAUAUGGACUGCUUCUAUGUUCAAGUCGAACAAAGACGAAAUCCAGAAUUGCGAGGCAAACCUUGCGCUGUGGUUCAGUAUAAAACAUGGAAAGGUGGAGGGAUUAUAGCUGUUAGCUACGAGGCACGUCAUUUUGGAGUGACAAGAAGCAUGCGAGGGGAUGAGGCUAAAGAGAAGUGUCCUGAGAUAAAUUUGGUGCGAGUCCCAGAGGCACGUGGGAAAGCCAACUUGACGCAUUAUCGUGAGGCAGGGGCAGAAGUGAUAGCAGUGCUGUCUCGCUUCUGUGACAAUUGUGAGAGGGCAAGUGUGGAUGAAGCAUACCUAGACUUGACUGAAAACGUCAACAUGAGAAUGCGCACAAUGGGCCUAGAUGAAAUUGCAAAAAAGUCUGCAGAAACAACAUUUCUGGAAGGUUUCAUGGCAGAUGAACAGGAAGGUAAACAUGUAGAUACUGAUGCUUGGAGAGCUUCUCUCCAAAAUGAUGGGAACAUUAGGAGGCUGGCAGUUGGUGCAAUUAUUGUAUCAGAAAUGAGGAAAGCUGUGCUAAAAGAGACACAAUUCACAUGCUCAGCAGGGAUUGCUCAUAAUAAGAUGCUGGCAAAGUUAUGUGGUGGGCGUCACAAACCAGAUAAACAGACUCUUUUACCCCAGAGUGCAGUGCCAAAGUUGUAUGAAACAGUUCCCAUAAAAAAAGUCCGUAAUAUGGGAGGCAAACUUGGCUUGGAAGUGCGCUCAAAUUUACAUGCAGAAAAGAUGAGUGAUUUGGCCAACUACUCCCUUAGUGAGUUACAGGGUCGUUUUGGAGAUAAGACAGGGGAGUGGCUGUAUGAAAUAAGUCGUGGAAUAGAUCACGAACCUGUUAGGCCUCGACAGCUGCCGAAGUCUAUCGGCUGCGGCAAAAAUUUCCCCGGAAAGGGGAAGCUUUCAACAGGAGAAAAGGUAAAAUACUGGUUGGAUCAGCUGGCUGGUGAACUCCACGAGCGUCUCACAAAAGAAUCAGAAUUGAAUAAUCGGGAGGCCAAGUUAUUGGGUGUAUGCUUCAAGACUGAGAAUAACUCCUCCGCUACUCGUUCUUGCCACAUGAAAAAUUCAACUGCUGAUCAAAUUGCAAAGGACCUUUAUAAUAUGCUGUUGCUAUUCAACACUUUAAAGGAAAACAAAACUGAUGCAUGGUAUCCAGCUAUUGUCACCUUAAACGUGUCAGCCAGCAAAUUUGAAGAAAUAAGUGAUCAUAACAGUACGCCGUCAAUAAGCUCAUUUUUCAGUAAGAAAAACAAGUUGGAAGAAGCGGAAAAUUCAGCGGACAACGUCAUCUCUGAAAACGUGGAGGACGAGUAUUUAUCUGGUGUGAGUUUAGAUGGAAACAAGGGAUGUGAUGGAACUUCUGUUUCUGGCAGUGUGGUUAGCCAGAGCCAGCGCGGGGAAAAUUCGUGUUACGGAAUUCGGAGAUAUGAUAAUAAAGAAGACAAAGAUAAUGAGAAAAAAGUGGAUGAAUCAAAGCUUAGUGGUAGUAGCCUAUCAAAAAAGAAAGGCAUAGAGGUGUUUUUAUCAGGAAAGAAUAUAUGUGAAGAAAAGCAGCAAAAUAGUGAGAGACGAUCUUGCAAUCCCUACCUAGGUUGCCAGAUCGAUUCUUCGGUGUUAGAAUCUUUACCACAAGAAAUUCGGCAAGAGAUUGAACGGUCACUGUUGAAAAACAAUCAGCAAGAUGAAAAGAGGAGAGGAAAUCCUUCAUUCUCUGAUUCAAGGGUGUCCACCAAUGAAGUACAAGGAAGAAAAACAUCAAAGAAUGUCGCGAUUGCUGGUGGGUCCGCCACUGGUGGGACCCGCGCGAAUCUUUGUAACCAAGUAGACUGGGACAAAACAGAUUUGUGCAAAUGCGAGAAAUGUGGGGAAACGUUUCCAGAAUGCAUCAUGCCGGAACAUUUAGACUAUCAUUUUGCGUUAGAGUUGCAAAAUGGAGAAAGCAACUCUUCCGUGACUUCAAAUUUAGGUAGCUCGACAAACGAGCCUCCGAAGAAAAAGCAACGCAUUACAAUUCAGUCUUUUUUCACGUCUAAAUAGUUUAAGUGAGCGCUUUUCCUCGGAGGACUCAGGUCCAAGUUUGUUCAGUCUCUUUCGCAGGCGUAGGCGUUGGUUGGUCUUGCCACGCAACGGGCGUUGCGUGACGACACUUAACAUUUGCUGCGAAGUAGACUGCAGAAAGAUUGAACCCAAAUGUUUGACUAUGCCUGUUGUUUUGUUUUGUUUUUAUUUUCCACGACUGUAGUGUUUGUAGUAGACUAUCAUUUCUAGGUUUCUUUUGUUUGAAUUUAAUUAUUUAUUGACACUUAAUAAAGAAGAACCGAAAUAUUGCUACAUAGCAC
Messenger RNA from Pocillopora verrucosa, 2470 nucleotides. RefSeq names its product DNA polymerase eta. The record is from RefSeq and is a predicted model, not a curated record. Lineage: Eukaryota; Metazoa; Cnidaria; Anthozoa; Scleractinia; Pocilloporidae. Gene Ontology annotation, molecular function: DNA-directed DNA polymerase activity; damaged DNA binding. Gene Ontology annotation, cellular component: replication fork; nucleus; site of double-strand break. Gene Ontology annotation, biological process: response to radiation; error-prone translesion synthesis.